GUGAUUUUAUCAUCGUCGUACGUCCAUUGAUUACUUCAGUACAAUUUAUGGUAUUUUGAAAAUAUAUCUGUCAUAAGUGGUAAAUUUUUGACUUGUUCACAUGAAUAAACGUUUUAUCUCGGCAGGGUAUAAUGCGCAAUUUAGUGCGAAGAUACGUGACAGUGGAACAGCGUAAAGCCGAAAACCAAGGUGUCACUGAAGACGAUGUGAACGAGAUUAAGCAGGACAUAUCUGCGUUCCGCUUCGAGCUUAUAGAAAUACUGAAAAACUCGGGAAUGAACACUUCUACGGCGCAUAGCGGUAUGGGUUCGCUUUCAGGCACCGGCGGCAAGAAAAACAGACAGAAAGAGCGGAGACUGAUGAAGGGCUUCAACAUCGGACCCCAACCUUCGACCUCGUCCGCUUCGUUACCUCCCGUUGCUGAGUUCAUCGCGUCCUUACAACAGACACACCACCACCACACGGGCAGUCAAGACAGUCAUCAUCAUCACCAUCACCAUCACGACUUCUUCGGCAGCACUCUGUCUGGCAUUUUCGCCGGUGCAACGGGUCAUCAAAGGAAAGGUCACAUUGGAUCAACAGUUAGUUCUUCACAGGGUAGCAUCAACGAAGGUCACCAUCAUCACCACCAUAAAAGAAUGAAUCUGAAACGAUCACACUCCCACAAGAGGCGAUGGGGUACUUUGAUUGAGGCUGCUAAGACAGGCAAGGUGUCUCGCUUGAUUGGUCGUUCCCGAUCUGAGGAUUCCGUUUGUAACAGUUGCAGCAAUGACGGCGUUGGAGUUGGUAAUGGUGGUAGCAUUAGCCCACCACCUUCCGACGAGAAUGCGUCUGUGUCUCCUACAGAUUCAAAUCACAGUUUGGAUACAACGCAAGUGGCGACUCCUCCGCCCACAGUUACAACGCAUACUACCGUACCACAACAACAGCAGCAAACACACCAUCACCAUGAACCACCACUACAUAGUGGUAGCGGGAUUUCCCAUGGUUUGGCGCUGCUGAAGAAGAAACGGAAAAAGUUUUCAGCGUCUAGAAACGUGGGACCAGUAGUAGUGCCUCCACCGGAAUCGCCUAUGGAUAUUGUUUCCAAAUUAGUUGGCCCUAAAAAGUUUCAGCAAGUUCUGAAAAGGGCGUCAAGUGUUCCCACCAGAGUACCGGAAGUAGACCAGAUGAUACCCCGCCACGAGAAAACGCAAUCUCAACAGGACUCCAUCGAAUUGCCAGUAGCUGCGGCGUCUACUCUGACGCCUUCUACGACAGAAGAAAGUGUUGCUGCCUACGCUCCGCCGACGGCGGCGCCAGCAUCCGGUACAUCACGAGAACCGCUUCUGUUUAAUAACUCAUCGUCGAGCAACGCACAAACCACUAUGUCAUCACAAACUCCUGAGGACGAGUUCAAACAACAUGCGACUUCGCAGUCGCUUCCUAAACUUCCAGGAGUUAUACCUGUCAGUGGUCACAACACAUCAGGAUGGCUGUAAUUACGAAUAGUUUGCGAUACUGUCAUUAAUCUGCCGAUAUACUGUUGUGAGUUUAACGAUAUGUAGAAGAAACAGUGCAAUGCUUCCCUAUAGGUUUCAUUCGAUUUUGUUUUAUGAUAUCCAUAUACUGAAGUUACCUAUGUGUUUAGCAGUUGUUUGUUGCCUAAAUGAACCAAU
This is a messenger RNA of Acanthoscelides obtectus, 1658 nucleotides long. The record is from the annotation of a GenBank genome assembly. NCBI's taxonomy places the organism in Eukaryota, Metazoa, Arthropoda, Insecta, Coleoptera, Chrysomelidae.